This is a messenger RNA of Phytophthora nicotianae INRA-310, 1164 nucleotides long. RefSeq lists its product as hypothetical. NCBI's taxonomy places the organism in Eukaryota, Oomycota, Peronosporomycetes, Peronosporales, Peronosporaceae. The transcript is spliced from 5 exons. The record is from RefSeq and is a predicted model, not a curated record. The coding region runs from base 1 to 1164 and encodes 387 amino acids.
AUGUCGUCCACGUCUUCUCCUGUGCCGCCCGAAACGACCACCAACGCAGUUUCUGGGGCUAGAACGUCACUUGAGAUUGCAUUACCUACCUUCGAGGGAGAAUUGCAUCGUGGGAAGAGUUUGGAAAGGCGUUUGACCGCUACCAAAAAGAGACUUUUCAAAUAUACCGACUCAGGACGAGUAAUUCUGUGCGUGACCGGAUCGUCAAACUCAAAAGCGUGCUGCUCGUAUAGGAAAAGAACCGGAUUUCCGCGGGGCAGAGGUGACCGCACAAACCAUACUGUCCGUGGUUGCAAGGCACGAUUGAAUGCCGUGCUGAACCGUGACAAAGGAGUCUACACUGUUCGAAUCUCGAAGCACCAGUCGACUCAUAAUCACAGCGUGGGCCCCGAAGAGUAUACCUGCUAUGCGGAGACACGCAAAAUCGAAUCACCAGGGAUCAAGCGUGUUGCCAAGACAAUGUGGUUCGAAACGCAAAAAAUCUUGCGCUACCUGAAAGAAGUGUCUGGCAAGCCGCUUCAACAGAAGGAUGCGGAGAACAUGAUCGCUGAGAUGCGUCACGUUCGAGUGUCCCAGUUGUUGCAGGACUUUGGAGAGGGACCGGGGAACGCAGUGAGAAUUUUUCGCGAUCCUGCAACAAGUCUCACAAGCUGUAUCACCUUCCAGACCGCGCACAUGAGGAGGAUGGAGAGGAAGUUUCCAGAGGCUCUAUGCAUUGAUGCUACGCAUGGAACUAAUUGCAACAGAUACCGUCUCUUCAGUUUUAUGGUUACCGAUAAGUUUGGGAGUGGUGCAUUUGUGCAGCACGCUUUGAUCGACGGAGAAACAAAGUUGAACAUGAAGUGUGCGCUCAAAGCAUUUAAGGAGAACAACACAGCAUGGAGAGAUGUCAAAGUGGUUAUUGUGGACAAAGAUUUCACGGAGAUCGACGUACUAGCGGAAGAGCUGCCGGAUGCUAAUGUGAUUCUUUGUCACUUCCACGUCAUUGACUACUUACAUCGGGAAACCAGCAAGAGGAUCUACGGGUUCACGUCGUUUGAAAAACCGCAUGUGAAAAAUUUAAUUACACUUAUGGUACGGACAAAUGACGAACGUGAAUUCGACCACUACUUGCAGGAAUCCAAGCCCUUUGCAAAGAGAAACCUGCGUUCUACGACUACCUGA